Molecule: messenger RNA, 3706 nt
Organism: Thamnophis sirtalis
Lineage: Eukaryota; Metazoa; Chordata; Lepidosauria; Squamata; Natricidae
Source: RefSeq, a predicted model, not a curated record
GCCGGACCACCACCAAAGGCGCCGAAGUUUUCGGGUCCGCCGAGUCUCCUUUUCUUCGAAGGCGGGAAAAAUAAAGAUGGUGCCGUGACUGCUCCCCGGCCGGCCUUUGCUCCGCUAUCGGCCCCUUCUCUUGCCGCAACCAACUCCCUUCGAGCGGCCGAGUCCGCAGAAGCUUCCGAAGCUCGCGAGUGAGGGAAGGAGAGCCAUGUCGGAGAGCGGGCGCCCGCUGUGGACUCUGCCUGCCUUCCUGGCUCUGGUCUGGACGGCGGCUAGCAUCAGGCACGCCGGAGGAGCCGGUUCGGAGCAGCAGAUCCCCUUGUCUGUGGUAAAACUCUGGGCCUCUGCUUUCGGUGGGGAGAUCAGAUCCAUUGCAGCGAAAUAUUCAGGUUCCCAACUUCUGCAGAAGAAAUACAAGGAAUAUGAAAAGGAGGUUACCAUUGAAGAAAUCGAUGGCCUUCAACUUGUGAAGAAACUAGCCAAGAAUAUGGAAGAGAUGUUUCAUAAAAAGGCUGAAGCUGUCCGGCACCUUGUUGAAGCUGCAGAAGAAGCUCACCUGAAACAUACAUUUGAUGCUGAUUUACAGUAUGAAUAUUUCAAUGCUGUUCUCAUUAAUGAACGAGAUGAAGAUGGAAACUUCUUAGAACUGGGAAAGGAAUUCAUCCUUGAACCAAAUGACCAUUUCAAUAAUUUGCCUGUGAAUGUCACUUUGAGUGAUGUCCAAGUGCCAACAAAUAUGUACAAUAAAGAUCCUGCAAUUGUGAAUGGAGUUUACUGGUCUGAAUCAUUAAACAAAGUGUUUGUUGACAACUUUGGCCAUGACCCUUCCCUUAUAUGGCAAUACUUUGGAAGUGCAAAGGGAUUUUUCAGGCAGUAUCCAGGAAUUAAAUGGGAGCCGGAUGAAAAUGGAGUCAUUGCAUUUGACUGCAGAAAUCGAAAAUGGUAUAUUCAGGCAGCCACUUCUCCUAAAGAUGUUGUCAUUUUAGUUGAUGUUAGCGGCAGCAUGAAAGGACUUCGCUUAACUAUUGCAAAACAAACAGUAUCUUCCAUUUUGGAUACCCUUGGAGAUGAUGACUUUUUUAAUAUAAUUGCUUAUAAUGAAGAACUCCACUACGUAGAACCAUGCUUGAAUGGAACUUUAGUACAAGCAGACAGAGCUAAUAAAGAGUUCAAUCACACAGGACAAGGAAGUAUCUGCAGUCAAGCCAUAAUGCUGAUUACUGAUGGUGCGGUGGACACAUAUGAUGCAAUAUUUGAAAAAUAUAAUUGGCCGGAUAGGAAGGUUCGCAUUUUCACCUACCUGAUAGGAAGAGAAGCUGCCUUUGCAGAUAAUCUCAAAUGGAUGGCUUGUGCCAACAAAGGGUUUUUCACUCAGAUAUCUACUCUAGCUGAUGUGCAAGAAAAUGUUAUGGAAUAUCUCCAUGUGCUCAGUCGACCUAAAGUGAUUGAUCAAGAACAUGAUGUAGUGUGGACUGAAGCCUAUGUCGACAGUACUCUUCCUCAGGCUCAAAAGCUUGCUGACGAUCAGGGAUUGGUUUUGAUGACCACUGUUGCCAUGCCAGUAUUUAGUAAGCAAAAUGAGACUAGAUCAAGAGGCAUUCUCCUGGGAGUUGUGGGCACAGAUGUUCCAGUGAAAGAACUUCUGAAAGCAAUUCCAAAAUACAAGCUAGGCAUUCAUGGAUACGCAUUUGCAAUUACGAAUAAUGGAUAUAUUCUGACACAUCCUGAACUCAGACCUCUGUAUGAAGAAGGAAAAAAGCGAAGAAAGCCCAAUUACAGCAGCGUUGACCUCUCUGAAGUUGAAUGGGAAGACAGAGACGAUGUGCUUCGAAAUGCAAUGGUGAAUCGGAAAACAGGAAAAUUCUCCAUGGAAGUGAAGAAAACAGUGGACAAAGGGAAGCGAGUGUUGGUGAUGACAAAUGACUACUAUUAUACAGAUAUCAAGGGGACCCCUUUCAGUUUAGGUGUGGCUCUGUCUAAAGGACACGGCAAAUAUUUUUUCAGAGGGAACGUGACAAUAGAAGAAGGAUUACAUGAUUUAGAACAGCCUGAUGUCUCUUUGGCAGAUGAAUGGUCAUAUUGCAACACAGACUUGCAUCCGGAACACCGCCAAAUGACUCAACUGAAGGCAAUUAAAAACUAUCUCACAGGGAAAGAGCCAUUGCUUCCUUGUGACAAAGAAUUGAUACAGGAAGUCUUAUUUGAUGCAGUUGUGAGUGCCCCAAUUGAAGCUUAUUGGACCAGCCUAGCACUAAAUAAAUCAGAAAAUUCAGACAAGGGAGUAGAGGUUGCUUUCCUUGGAACUCGGACAGGCCUUUCUCGGAUCAAUCUUUUUGUUGGGCCGGAACAACUAACUAAUCAAGACUUUUUGACAGCUGAAGACAAGGAAAAUAUUUUUAAUGCGGAUCAUUUCCCACUUUGGUAUAGAAGAGCUGCUGAGCAGAUUCCAGGAAGUUUUGUCUACUCCAUUCCAUUCAGUACAGAAAAAGCAAACAAGAGCAAUGUCGUAACAGCAAGUACAGCCAUACAGCUGCUGGAUGACCGAAAGUCACCUAUGGUAGCAGCUGUAGGUAUCCAGAUGAAACUGGAGUUUUUCCAAAGGAAAUUCUGGACUGCUAGUAGACAGUGCACGUCUCUUGAUGGCCGCUGUUCUAUAAGCUGUGAUGAUGAGAAUAUUAACUGUUACCUCAUCGAUAAUAAUGGAUUUAUAUUAGUUUCAGAAGACUACACGCAGACUGGAAACUUCUUUGGUGAGAUUGAAGGUGCAGUGAUGAACAAAUUGCUAAUAAUGGACUCAUUUAAAAGAAUUACACUGUAUGACUACCAAGCCAUGUGUAGAACAACGAAAGAGAGUAGCGAUAGUGCCCACACCUUAUUGGAUCCUUACAAAGCUUUCUUUGCUGCAGUCAAAUGGAUUGUGACUGAACUUGUCUUGUUUCUGGUGGAAUUUAAUCUAUGCAAUUGGUGGCAUUCAGAUCUUAUAGCAAAGGCUCAGCGAUUGAAGCAAACUCUAGAGCCUUGUGACACUGAAUAUCCAGCUUUUGUUUCUGAACGCACAAUCAAGGAGACCACAGGAAAUAUUUAUUGCGACAACUGCUUCAAGUCCUUUGUUAUCCAACAAAUUCAAAAUAGCAAUCUCUUCAUGGUAGUAGUAAGUAAUGAAUGUGACUGUGAAUCAGUUUCACCAAUUACCAUGGAACCAAUAGAAAUAAGGUAUAAUGAAUCCCUAAAAUGUGAACGCUUAAAAUCUCACAAGAUUAGGAGACGUCCAGAAUCUUGUCAUGGAUUUCAUCCUGAGGAGAAUGCUAGAGAAUGUGGUGGUGUUUCGGGCCUGAGGGCUAAGCCUACUCUUCUUGUGCUAUCUCUGCUGUGGGUCAUUUUGUCAAGGUGACACUGGCUGAUCCAUGAUGCCCUGUUAAAUCUAUGGAUAAACUGUGAACUGAGAAAUGGUGCAACGAGAAGACAUGAAAUAAGUCAAAACAUCAGCAUUUCAUGAUUUUAAACAAAUGGGAUGGUAUAAACUCUAAAUUAUGUAAAUAAAAGACAUUUAUCCUUGUUUUUUUUUUGCACAUCAUGCAAAUAUGGAUUUGCCAUACAAUAAUCACCAUUCAUCAAGAACAGAGCCUCUUCAGUAGAUAGAUACAAAUGGUCAUUACUUUCCGCUUUACCCCAUGGAAAAUAAUUUAAAACUCUGUACUUUUUAAAUAAA